UUAUAUAUACAUAGUAUAUUUAUGCUGUGACAACUUUAUUUUGGAUGCGAUUAAUUGUUUGACAGCACUAUUUUGUUGACCUCACUGAGGUCAUAACACUCAGAUGUGUUGUGACCAUUCAAACUAGAAUGUGCCCCCUUUCAACUUUCUGGCCAACUUAUUUCUUCAAAAAUAACUUUUAACUUCCAAAUAAUUUGUUUAAUUAUUGAAAUGCUAAAUUAAUAUAGCCUAGGUUUAAUAUGCAAACCUUUUGUUUGCUGCAUGUCUGUUUAUAUUGCAGUUAAGUUUCUGCAGAUCAGUUGCUUUAAAACAGCAGAUCUGAUGUCAUCUGCUCACCUUUACGUUCAUGCACCAAACUCUUCAGACUUUUUUUUUUCUCUUUCUUUUUUUAUUCUCUCAGUGGAACAAAAGUGAUUUAACAUGCUGAUCAAAAGCUGUUUUUCAAUACUGUGAAACUACACGGUAAUCUGUCAAUCCCAUAUGCAAGAUUGGGAUUUGAGCCCAGGUCCCCUUGCUUUCUAAAAGAAGUCUACCAUGACAGUAGAGUGCAGUUCACAUUAAUAAUGAAUACACUGCUGUGAUUACAUUUCUAGUUCAGGUGCAUGAAGUUUAACUCUGUUUAAUGCUCAUUCAUGUUGCCAGGAAAUGCCAGAUCUUUAAAAAAAAAUAUAUAUAUAUAUAUAUAAAAAGAUUGCCAAGUUGCAUUAUCACUGGUGUCAGUUGUAAAUGUCAUGUAUUGUGUUAUAUGAGUGUUUCUCCCAUGUCUUAAUGCAUUAAGAAAUGUCUCAGUUGGGAGCAAAUUAUUUUACAUAGUGUUAAUACACUGGUGUUCGAUUGAGACUUAAGAGGGAAAACUAAGAAUUCCACCUGUUGUGGCAUCAUUUGACUGUCAUAAACCGAAUUGAGCACAUAUUUGUGAAAGUGCGUUCAACCAGAGGAACGGGGUGGAAACCGUUAUCGCCCGCCUGAGGGGAGGAGUCACCCACUGCUCCGGUUUGUCACUCAAGCUGCAUUAAAUAUAACCCUUCCGAGUCUUCAUCUCCAACUUUAAAUCCAACAGAAGGAAUUUACUCAUGGGAAACUGUUAAAGGGACUCACUUCCCGAUGGUGACCCGGACCACUUUGGCGUUUUAUUUAUUAGGAAGUACGCCUGGUCGCCUUUAUAAUGGAAACGUGUGUCGAGAGACGCGCUUGCCGUGUGGUUUUAACGGUCUUUCUGCUUGUCCUAAAUACUGUGAUUGCCGAGACUUUCUCUCCAUACGCGGACACCGAUAACCCACUGAGUAAAGUUACCGAAACUUUUUUUACCCGAACUGGUUUAAAACAAACCUCUUCCUGGCCGGGGAGAGAGGCCACUGCGACAGCCGUGGAUCUAUCGACUGGACUGGACGAGAUGACGGACAUCCCCGUCAGUGUGUCCACCACUGGGGCUCGAGAGGGACAUUUAGAAAAACUUUUAGGCAUCUCUGCAAACACAGCUGGCUGGAGGAUGACCUCGGAAGAUGCCACCGAAGAUCUGCAGACUGACAAAGCGAUAACUCCAUCAGCAGCAUCGCACAGCAUCACCAACCACCAUCCCGUUACAGAGGCUCGAAAAGUGCAAGAGUUAACCCAUAAUGCCACAGACCAAUGGGAAGCUCCAUCAGUAGCAUCACACAGCAUCACCAGCCACCAUCCCGUUACAGAGGCUCGAACAGUGCGAGAGUUUACCCAUAAUGCCACAGACCAAUGGGAGGCUCCAUCAGUAGCAUCGCACAGCAUCACCAGCCACCAUCCCGUUACAGAGGCUCGAACAGUGCGAGAGUUUACCCAUAAUGCCACAGCCCAAUGGGAGGCUCCAUCGGUAGCAUCACAGAUCAUCACCAGCCACCAUCCCGUUACAGAGGCUCGAACAGUGCGAGAGUUUACCCAUAAUGCCACAGCCCAAUGGGAGGCUCCAUCAGUAGCAUCGCACAGCAUCACCAGCCACCAUCCCGUUACAGAGGCUCGAACAGUGCGAGAGUUUACCCAUAAUGCCACAGCCCAAUGGGAGGUUCCAUCAGCAGCAUCGCACAGCAUCACCAGCCACCAUCCCGUUACAGAGGCUCGAACACUGCGAGAGUUUACCCAUAAUGCCACAGCCCAAUGGGAGGUUCCAUCAGCAGCAUCGCACAGCAUCACCAGCCACCAUCCCGUUACAGAGGCUCGAACAGUGCGAGAGUUUACCCAUAAUGCCACAGACCAAUGGGAGGCUCCAUCAGCAGCAUCACAGAGCAUCACCAGCCACCAUCCCGUUACAGAGGCUCGAACAGUGCAAGAGUUUACCCAUAAUGCCACAGGCCAAUGGGAGGCUCCAUCAGUAGCAUCACAGAGCAUCACCAGCCACCAUCCCGUUACAGAGGCUCGAACAGUGCGAGAGGUUCCCGUGACGGAUCUAAAAGAAAUUGACACCACUGACUCUGUCUCUCACACUGAUAGCACCUACAUUUCCACAACCAACCGAGUCAGAGAACACACGGUCCUCUCGGUGACCUCCAACAGCACCUCUGCGUACACCGAGGACUCCAACUCCUCGGAUGCUGUCUUUCAAACCUCCAGCUGGGAAGUGAGAACAUCAGGAGCCACCCAGGGCAAGAAGGAAACCGUAGAAGAUGUAUCUACAUUGCAUGAACAGACUGAACCCACUUUUGAAGAUCAUAAUGCCACCAAUGCAACUCAAGGCCACUCUUUGGAGACUGAGCAGUCAACGUUUUCCCAUGGCACUGAGUCACAGACGGGACAAUCCAGUGUCACAGGACAGACUUUUCAACAGGUGUCUGAUAAUGACAAUCCAAAUUCAACACCCCCUCUUACAACAAUCAACAGAGAUCAAGGGGAAAUGGACACCACAUCGAUGAGUGGUGGGACAUCUUAUACAGAAACCAGUCACUCUGUGUCAUCUAUCCCACCUUUUACCUCCGGUGGCCACAAUGCCACUAGUACAUCCCAACAGAGCCGACAUUCCACAAUGACUAAUUCCCUGGAUCCUGAUGCCUCCACUGAGUUUUCUACUGGAUCUGUCAGCUCAACUGGCCGUGAGGAGCUCGAAGGGUCUCCGACCCAUACAAUGGAGAAGACAACCAUUCAGGGCUUGACCACUGCACCCCCAGUGCCCGAAGAUGUAGCCACCACAACUGAUGACUCAUUUACAAAGUUCCAUGCUGGCAAACCACCCUUCGUCCCAAAAACUGAUGAUCCGACCAACACAGAAGUGGUGCCAACAUCUGCCAUGCCAACAACUCAUAGGCCACAUGUUACAGAGGAAGCCACUGAUGAGGCAUCAACUGUUUACAGUUCUACCAACAGUUUCACUACAAUGAUUCCUCCCGUCACCACCCAUCAGCUCCAAACGAGUACCACACCGCAAGUCCAAACAGAACACACUACCAUCGCUACCACAGAUAUUUUUCCGGUACUGCGGACGACACCCACCACAGCCCAACGUCCGCUUACCUCCACUACUGGUGGACCACAGGCACCGAGUACAUCUGAUUCUGCUGAUGUCACCACCUUGCACUUAGAAACCAGCACGGCAACACCAGGGAACACGACUGCGCAUGGCAGACGUGCAACAACACCUUACAGCAAGAGCACCCCAACCAAAACCACUGUGCUGGAAACCACCCGGAAUCACACGGACAGAAGCACAACAGAGAUGGGAAUGACAACCACACACAUGCCAUUUAAGUCAACAGCAUCUCCAGAUCACGUGUGUGGGCUUUGUGCAAAUGGAGGCCACUGUGUUAGAUCAGCUAAGGGAAGUUCCCACUGUCAGUGUCUGCCUGCAUGGACAGGACCCUUCUGCACGGAACAUGUGGAUGAGUGUGUGAAUAGUCCGUGCCCAAAGGAUUCAGUGUGUGUCAACACUGGUGGCUCUUUCAGCUGUCAGUGUGCCCUGGGCUUUGACUUGGAGGAUGGCCGCAGUUGUACGCAAGUGAAGACAUUUUUGGGCACCUUCACCGUCAACACCUCAAUGCAUCUCAGAAGCUCAGGUUCGCAUGAGCUGCACAGAGAGAUUUUACAGCUGCUCAAUGCCUCGCUCUCCGUCUUCAAUGGCUACCGGCGUUCCACUUUAAAUAAAAAAGAUGGAGGAGAUGUGCAGAUCUCAGCAGUGAGCAUGUUUUCACUCUCCACCAAUGUGACCAGCACGGAUGUCUUCAACAGCAUCCAGAUGUCCCUGAGCAACUGCAGCCGGACGUACUCGCACUGCACCAUUAAGCUUCAGCACCAUCUCUCCUAUCAAGCGGAGAGCCUGUGUUCGGCCCAGAAGACCAAGUGUGAUUUUCAGUACUCUGAGUGCAAGGAAUCUAGCGGGACCCCGUACUGUCAGUGCAAACCAGGAUACUUUAAAAAGAACCCAGAGGACAUGACCUGCAGAGUUUUAGACUGUGGAGAUGGACUCAUGCUUGUUAACGGGAGCUGUGUUGAGUGCAUUUUUGGAUUUGGAGGUUUCAACUGCAGUAAUUUCUAUAAGCUGAUAGCUGUGGUGGUCUUUCCUGCUGGAGGAGCUCUUCUGUUAAUUGUCAUCAUUGCACUUAUAGUCACCUGCUGCAAAAAGGACAAAAAUGACAUUAACAAAAUCAUUUUCAAAAGUGGAGACCUUCAGAUGUCGCCCUACUCAGAGUUUCCUAAGAGUAAUCGUGUGUCUAUGGAGUGGGGCCGAGAGACUAUCGAGAUGCAGGAGAACGGCAGUACCAAAAAUCUCCUGCAAAUGACAGACAUUUAUUACUCGCCUGCACUUAGGAACGCUGACCUGGAGCGUAAUGGCCUGUAUCCAUUCUCCGGUCUCCCCGGUUCGAGGCAUUCCUGCAUCUACCCAGCUCAGUGGAACCCUUCCUUCUUAAGCGACGAUUCACGGCGAAGGGACUACUUCUGACGGCCUUAGCCAGCAGGCGUGCAAUUUGAUACUGCAUAUAAGCUCUUUCGGCAUGGUUGGACCUGCCACAGAUCCUGGAGCUGGAUACUGACCACUUUUUGCCUUUGAAUGUGAAAAUGAGUUGGCAGAAAAAGACCAUUAUCUGUGAGACUGGAAGAAAGCCGCAGAGGCCUGUCUGGGUCAAUUUAGCAUUUGAAAACAGUAAGACUUUAGUUUCUGGUGUGGAGCUAAUGAACUGAUCUUCUCAUAGCUCCUCGCAGAGCGUUUAUUCUUAAGUGGAAGGCAGUGAAAUUAGAAUAACAUAUUAAGAUGCCCUUGCUACAGUAUAACUUUUAUAUUAUAAAAGUUUGCACUAUGAACUCCUCAAACAGAUAUUAUCUCAAAUGGAAAAAGCCAUAAAUGUAUCAUAUUUAUACUUGGAAUAAUGUACCAGCUGGUUUGUACUGUGUUUUGUGUGCGAUGGGGUAUCUGUAUGUGUGUUUGUGUAUGGUAAUCAAAAGUUAAAGAGAUGGUUCACUCCAAAAUGAAAACUCUGAUAUCAUGUACUCUCCCAAAACAUGUAUACCUUUGAUUCCUUGGUCUUAUAGACCAUUAUCAGUAUGUUUUAUGGUGUUUUUUGGAGCUUAACAGCCCCUCGUCCCAUUCACCUACACUGUAUGGAAUAGAGCAAUGUAAACAUUUUUUUUUUUUUUGUGUGUGUGUGUGUGUGUGUUUAAAACAAUACGUUGUACAUUGUUACAUUUUUGGGGUAAACCAUCCCUUUAAUGCUUUGUAGUGGUAUAGUUUUUAUCAGAGAAAUGUUGUGAGAUUUACGCUGGAGAACUAAACCUGUGUAAAAGCUGGUAGGAUUUUGAAAACAUAUUACUGGAUGCAGCAUUCGUGUGAAAUGUAGCAAAUAUUGCCACACGGUAUUACAGUUUGUUUGAACAACAGUAAUAAUCAUAAAACACAGUGCUGCCUUGUUUGUUUUCUUAUUUAUUUUAUUUAAAUGUUCUGUAUCAGAUUAAGAUACUGUAGUAUGAUCUGAGGACCUCCCAUGUGUUUGUAUGGAUGCUUGGUGGUGCAUGAGAGGAUGGACUUCACCUGGUUCCAGGUGGCCAUUUUAUUUUAGCUUGCGUGUGUUCUUGUGAGAUGUGCUUUAUUUGUAAUCUUUAAUAUCAGACACCGCUUUCCUCAUUAGCAUUUUUCCCCUCCUCUGUGGAUGGACACUUGAAUCUGGCGUUGUAGUCAGAAGUGUAUUGUAAAAUAAAAUAGAAAUAAAGUAUGAUUUCUUA
This is a messenger RNA of Carassius gibelio (silver crucian carp), 6168 nucleotides long. It is a transcript of the gene heg1, whose product is annotated as heart development protein with EGF-like domains 1. Gene Ontology annotation, biological process: heart development. Bases 1166 to 4894 code for a protein of 1242 amino acids. The transcript has 14 exons. Gene Ontology annotation, molecular function: calcium ion binding. NCBI's taxonomy places the organism in Eukaryota, Metazoa, Chordata, Actinopteri, Cypriniformes, Cyprinidae. The record is from RefSeq and is a predicted model, not a curated record.